AUGGCGCUAACCUGCUCCGCUAGUUUGGAGGAUUAUGAAGAAACAGUAAAGAAGGCUAAAGAGGCAUGGAAGGUCUGGGCUGAUAUCCCUGCACCUAAGCGUGGAGAAAUAGUACGACAGAUCGGUGAUGCCCUGAGACAAAAAAUCAAAGUUCUAGGAAGCUUGGUCUCUUUGGAAAUGGGAAAGAUUUUUGUUGAGGGUGUUGGGGAAGUGCAGGAGUAUGUUGAUGUCUGUGACUAUGCUGUUGGUUUGUCCCGAAUGAUUGGUGGACCUAUUUUGCCUUCAGAAAGACCCGGCCAUGCCCUUAUAGAGCAAUGGAAUCCCGUUGGGUUAGUAGGAAUCAUCACGGCCUUUAACUUCCCCGUAGCAGUUUAUGGGUGGAACAGCGCAAUUGCAAUGAUCUGUGGCAACGCUUGCCUCUGGAAGGGUGCUCCUACAACAUCCCUCAUUAGUGUUGCUGUUACAAAGAUAAUUGCCAAAGUCUUGGAGGAUAACAAAGUGCCUGGAGCAAUCUGUUCUCUGGUUUGUGGUGGAGCAGACAUUGGGACAGCAAUGGCAAGAGAUGAGAGAAUGGACCUGUUGUCCUUCACUGGCAGCACGAAAGUGGGCAAGCAGGUAGCGCUUAUGGUUCAGGAGAGAUUUGGUCGAAGUCUGCUGGAACUGGGAGGAAACAAUGCCAUUAUUGUAUUUGAAGAUGCAGAUCUGAACCUAGUCAUCCCAUCUGCUCUAUUUGCUGCUGUGGGAACAGCAGGUCAGAGAUGCACGACUGCCAGAAGGCUGUUCCUCCAUGAAAGCAUCCAUGAUGAGGUGGUGGCAAAGCUUGCUAAGGCCUAUGCCCAGGUCCGCAUCGGUGAUCCAUGGGAUUCUGACACUCUGUAUGGACCUCUUCAUACCAAAGAAGCAGUGAAAAUGUUCCUUGAUGCAGUAGAACAAGCGAAAAAACAGGGUGGCUCUGUGGUCUAUGGUGGAAAGGUUAUAAAUCGCCCUGGAAAUUAUGUUGAACCAACCAUUGUGACUGGCCUUCCUCAUGAUGCACCAAUUGUCCACACUGAGACAUUUGCCCCCAUACUGUAUGUGCUGAAAUUUAAGGAGGAAGAGGAGGUUUUUGCCUGGAAUAAUGAGGUAAAACAAGGUCUUUCCAGCAGCAUCUUUACCAAGGAUUUGGGAAGGAUUUUCCGCUGGCUUGGGCCAAAGGGAUCUGACUGCGGCAUUGUGAAUGUCAACAUCCCAACCAGUGGGGCUGAGAUUGGAGGUGCUUUUGGUGGUGAAAAGCACACUGGUGGGGGAAGAGAAUCUGGAAGUGAUUCAUGGAAACUUUAUAUGAGACGGUCUACUUGUACAAUCAAUUACAGCAAGGAUUUACCUUUGGCUCAAGGAAUCAAGUUUCAGUAACAGCCUUAUGAACAGCCGUGCCAUGAACUCUGCUAGCAUUUCAGAACCAAGCACCUUCUGAGCCUCGUGGUGAAGAAAACUAAUUAUCUGAAACUUAUCUGCAGCAAGGAUACUAAUUCUGUCAAAAAAAUCAGCUACUCUAACAUUGCUUCACUUUCAAUGUAUGAAAUUACUACUUCAGUCGUCAGAUGAGAAGUAUGUGGUAUUUGGGAGGAAGGGAGGAUGACUGAAACUAACAAACUCGGGUUCAGGCAGCCUGGAUA
Messenger RNA from Charadrius vociferus (killdeer), 1655 nucleotides. RefSeq names its product aldehyde dehydrogenase 7 family, member A1 (gene ALDH7A1). The coding region runs from base 1 to 1392 and encodes 463 amino acids. Gene Ontology annotation, molecular function: aldehyde dehydrogenase (NAD+) activity. The record is from RefSeq and is a predicted model, not a curated record. The transcript has 17 exons. Lineage: Eukaryota; Metazoa; Chordata; Aves; Charadriiformes; Charadriidae.